Molecule: messenger RNA, 2064 nt
Organism: Aedes albopictus (Asian tiger mosquito)
Lineage: Eukaryota; Metazoa; Arthropoda; Insecta; Diptera; Culicidae
Product: dnaJ protein homolog 1
Exons: 2
Coding region: 246-1328 (360 amino acids)
Cellular component (GO): cytosol
Molecular function (GO): protein-folding chaperone binding
Source: RefSeq, a predicted model, not a curated record
CUGGAACGGGGCUUCCUUUUGUUAUAAAAUGGGUGCACCCGACGCGAGUCGAGCUCAAUCAGUUCGAAGAAAGUCAAGAGUGUUGACGGAAAAUUUAUAGCUCGUGUUGAAAUUUAGUUGAAAAGCCGAAUUAUUUGAAAGUUUGAAGUAGUUUUUGAGGCGAUUCGAUUGAAAAAUCGUUCGAGUGUUGAAAUAGUGAAAUUACGGCGGAAAAAUCGAGUGAAAAGAGAAAGCGGAAAUACGACAUGGGAAAAGAUUUCUACAAGAUUCUGGGCGUGUCGAAGACGGCCAGCGACGAUGAGAUCAAGAAGGCGUACAGGAAGCUGGCGCUGAAAUAUCACCCGGACAAGAACAAGAGCCCGCAGGCCGAGGAACGUUUCAAGGAGGUGGCCGAAGCCUACGAAGUGCUGUCCGAUAAGAAGAAGCGUGAUGUGUAUGAUCAGUAUGGCGAAGAGGGCCUGAAGGGUAACAUGGGAGGAGGAGGCAGCGGCGGAAGUGGCAUGGAUGGUGGAACCUUCCAGUAUCAGUAUCAUGGUGACCCGAGGGCGACAUUUGCGCAGUUCUUCGGAACGAGCGACCCGUUCGGAGUGUUCUUCGGGAACGACGGAAUCGGUUCCAAUGUGUUUUACACGGACAUUGGCGGCGGAGAGUCGGACGAUCCGUUCGGAUUUGGCGGACGAGGUGGAAUGGGUGGAGGCGGUGGUUUCCCUGGGGCAUUCCGGUCACAGUCAUUCAAUGUGCACGGAUCGCCCAACAGGAAGCAAAAGGUUCAGGAUCCACCGAUUGAGCACGAUUUGUACGUAACCUUAGAGGACAUCAACGCCGGAUGCCAGAAGAAAAUGAAGAUUUCUAAAAUGGUCAUGUCGCAGGACGGAUCGGCACGGAAAGAAGAGAAAAUUUUGAAUAUCAACGUCAAGCCCGGAUGGAAAGCCGGAACGAAGAUUACGUUCCCCAAAGAGGGCGACCAAGUGCCAGGAAAAGUUCCUGCCGACAUUGUGUUCAUCAUCCGGGACAAACCCCAUCCGCACUUCAAACGGGAAGGUAGUGAUAUCAAGUACACCUCGAAGAUUUCGCUCCGACAAGCCCUCUGCGGAACGGUCAUCAAGGUGCCAACCCUGUCCGGCGAGAAAAUCACCAUCACCACCGUCGGAGAAGUAGUAAAGCCAACCACAGUAAAACGAUUGCAAGGCCGAGGUCUCCCAUUCCCCAAGGAACCCUCGCGAAGGGGCGAUCUGCUGGUGGCCUUCGACAUCCAGUUCCCGAACCAGCUGAACCAGGGCGCCAAGGACAUCCUGUCCGAUCUGCUCCCAAUGGACACCAGCGCGUAAGAUCCCAAUCUGAGUGCAGUGUAAGGAAAAGAAAAGGCGUCAAACAGCGCAUCAUUUGGUCGGGGGUCGGGUCGGGAGAGAACAUUCUAGAGCAACGGAAAAUACGUCGUCAGUCAGCGCUGUGGCUUGCGUGCAAGUCCGAGCCAGACGUCAGGCGUCACAACACGUACGCCAUCCCCUCGUGAUCAGCGGGUGAUUCUCUCUCGGCGCGCGCGCAUUCUCUCUCUCGGGAGAAGCCCCCUUGUGUAAAAAGCAAAACAGCCGUAAAUCCACGCUGCUUCGAUUCGAGUGCGACGGGCAGCUGAAAGGUGAUGUCAUUGUGUGAGCGAAGCGAUGAAUUGGGAUUUUGUUUUUCGUUUUAAUUUAUUGUCCAAGCUGUACAGCGUAUUUUGAGUUCGUUCAGGACAGGUGCGCGCCUAUUUUGUGAAUGCGAGAGAAGACUGAGAGAUUAGCUUUUAGAAAUAUAUACCUAGAAAAUAGUUGUAACACGAAGAAAUAUCGCAGCAACGUUAGAUAAUGCAAUGAUCAGGAAGAAAGUUUGAUACAAAAAAAAGAACAGUAAUUAGCUAUUGAAUGCUAGAACGUUGUGAUUAUUGCUAUUAUGUGUGUACGUACAUGUUUAUUAGCAAGGGUUUAGCUUUUUCUGUUUAUCAAAACUGUAAAUAGCCUAGAAUUUUUAGGAAAUUCAUACCACAAAGAUUGAUAAAGGUACGUUUUAGUACGUUCGUAAUGUACC